AUUCCUCGUGAGGCGGCCUCCAGAUCCAGAAAGUCCUGUUUGUUGAUCACAUCGUUGCCCGACUCUGAUCCCAAUUAUGACACCGACUCCAACCCCUCCUCUGAGCCCCUCCUCUCCGACCCCUUCUCUGAGCCCAACUCUAACUCCGACUCCGACGGCACACCCGCUCUGAGGGCGCGCUCUUUGAGCCCACAAUUUCUGACCCCCACUGAUCUGCACUCCUAUGACGACAGCCCCCUAUCGAAAUGUACGCCCGCUCUCAGGGCCCGCCCUAUUAGCCCCCUCUUUGCCGCACUCUAUGGCGCACACUAUGACACCCCCUCUGACCCACUUUCGGACACCCUUUCCGACAACGACGAGAGUCCCGUCACUGAAGGCACGCCUCGACUUAAGUUCGCCCCCAUUGACCCCCUUUACGCCUCAUUCUAUGGCACCCCCUCUGACAACCCCUCCCUCUGUGACCUGAUUUCGAGUACUAACCGAUGGCUAACCGUUGACCACAACUCCAACCGUAGGGACGACUGCAAGGCUCAGACCAGCGGCUACUCUGGCGCUCAGUUUAAGAGUUUCAACACAUCUCAAGAGGCCAUGGAAUACAUGGGUGGCGGCGGCGGUGGUCAACGAUCGCACGGCACGAAUGGUAACUCUUCGUCGUUGACAGCGGCCGGCGGCGACACAUAUGACAACUUCGACGAUGACGACGACUUCGCCGGUGACACUAUCUAUGGACGGCCGGUAUCGCAGAUCAGGUCCAGCGGUCACUCUGAGCCCCGGUUCGAGAUGUAUACGGACGGCGCGUGUCAUGGGAACGGCAUGGCGGGCGCCCGCGCCGGCAUCGGUGUCCACUUUCCCAACCGUCCCGAUAAGGAUAUUAGCGAACCCCUGGCCGGCCGUCAGACCAACAAUCGCGCGGAGAUACAGGCGGCCCGUCGGGCGCUGGAAGUGGCCAAAGAGUUGGGUCACUCGCGGGUCGAGAUCAAGACCGACAGCGAGUUUAUGAACAAAUCGGUGAACGAGUGGAGCCAUAAAUGGCGUCAAAACAAUUGGCGGACCAGCGCUGGCAACGAUGUGAUCAACAAACAGGACUUUCUGGAUCUGGAGGCCGCCUCACGAGGAAUGGACAUCAAAUGGGUUUGUCUUUAA
Molecule: messenger RNA, 1143 nt
Organism: Medioppia subpectinata
Lineage: Eukaryota; Metazoa; Arthropoda; Arachnida; Sarcoptiformes; Oppiidae
Source: the annotation of a GenBank genome assembly